Messenger RNA from Trichomycterus rosablanca, 9656 nucleotides. It is a transcript of the gene atrn, whose product is annotated as attractin. Gene Ontology annotation, cellular component: Golgi apparatus. The transcript is spliced from 29 exons. The record is from RefSeq and is a predicted model, not a curated record. Bases 98 to 4246 code for a protein of 1382 amino acids. Gene Ontology annotation, molecular function: protein binding. Lineage: Eukaryota; Metazoa; Chordata; Actinopteri; Siluriformes; Trichomycteridae.
AACCAGCAGCCGGAUCGAUUCAUCAGCUCUGUCCGGAUUAUACCAGCACCUCCCGUCCUGCGCUCACCCCAUUUGCAGCCAUUUCUCCUGAACGCCAAUGGCCGGGGAGCUGUGCGGGACCGGUGGCCGUAGAGGAAGAGUGAUGCUCGGUAUACCUGGAUCAGGCCUCCGCGGGACGCAGUGGCGGACUUUACUGCUUCUUGGUGCUGCUGUUGGAGCUCUGAUCGCUCUGCCCGCUGCUGCCCAGGCUAAAGAGUGUGAGAAACCCUGUGUAAACGGGUACUGCGACCCGGUUAGCGGCAGCUGUGUGUGUGACCCGGGCUGGGUAGAGGAGCAGUGCCAACACUGCGGCGGCCGCUUCAGGUUAACUGGAUCUUCUGGAUACCUGUCAGAUGGACCUGGAAACUACAAACACAAAACCAAGUGCACCUGGCUUAUAGAGGGACAGCCGAACUCCAUUCUGAGGCUGCGCUUUGAGCACUUUGCCACCGAGUGCAGCUGGGAUCACAUGUAUGUGUACGAUGGAGACUCCAUAUACUCUCCAUUACUGGCGGCAUUCAGUGGUUUGAUUGUUCCUGAGAACUACAGCGAUGAGAAGGUUCCAGAAGUGGUGUCAGAAUCUGGCUACGCUCUUCUUCACUUUUUCAGUGAUGCUGCCUACAACCUCACCGGCUUUAACAUCUCAUAUAGGAUAAACACAUGUCCUAAUAACUGCUCAGACCAUGGUGCCUGUCAAAUGGUAAACUCCUCUGAGGUGGUGCAGUGUAAAUGUGACGAUGGCUGGAAGGGUGAUGCCUGUGAUGUCCCAUACUGUGCCUCAGACUGUGGAUACCCUGUCCGUGGAGAGUGCCAAUCCAGUAACAAACGGUGCCUCUGCAGACCUGGCUGGCAAGGUCCUGAUUGUUCAGUGUCAGUACCUGCAAAUGUUUCGUUUUGGACACAUGAGGAGUACAGCAGACUUGGCUUGGCAAGGGCGUCUCAUAAAGCUGUGGUGCAUGAAGAAGUCAUAUGGGUGAUUGGAGGGCACGUGUUCAACUACACAAACUACCAGAUGGUGAUCGCUUUUAACCUCACAUCUCAGAGCUGGAUGUCUCUGAACCGUACAGCCAACUAUGUUACCCCACGUUAUGGACACUCUGUGGCUGUGCAUGAGGAUAAGGUUUACAUGUACGGCGGGAAGGUUGAUUCCACAGGGAAUGUGACAUCUGAGCUGUGGGUGUUUCACACACGCAAUCAGUCGUGGGAGAUGCUAAACCCACGUGCUAAAGAGCAGUAUGCGGUGGUCGGUCACUCUGCUCACAUUGUUCACCUCCAGCCCGAUGGAUCAGAGCCUGUUAUGCUUGUCAUCUUUGGCCACUGUCCUCUUUACGGAUACAUCAGCCAAGUGCAGCAGUACAAUAUAGUGAUGAACCAGUGGAGUGUGCUGGAGACGAAUGGAGCUUUGGUUCAUGGGGGCUAUGGGCACAGCAGUGUAUAUGACCCUCAGACACACUCAAUUUACAUCCAUGGUGGCUACAAGGCUUUUAAUGCCACAAAGUAUGGCUUGGCUGGAGAUCUCUAUCGUUAUGAUGUUAACAAGGGCAUGUGGUCAAUUCUGAGGGACAGCGGGUCUUAUCGUUACCUUCACACAGCAGUGCUGGCAGGUGGACACUUGCUGGUGUUUGGAGGAAACACCCACAAUGACACAUCUAUGAGUCAUGGGGCGAAGUGCUUUUCUUCUGACUUUAUGGCCUAUAACAUUGCAUGUGAUGAGUGGACUGUGCUGCCCAGACCUGAACCUUACCAUGAUGUCAAUCGUUUUGGCCAUUCAGCUGUCUAUGCCAAUGGGGUGAUGUAUGUGUAUGGAGGCUUUAACAGUCUGAUGCUGAGUGACAUGUUAAAGUUUACCCCUGCUAGCUGUGCUGCCCUCACUGAUAUGGAGGAGUGUGUGACAGCUAUGCCAGGUGUGCGAUGUUUGUGGAAUUCCACCACCGGUAUCUGCAUGUCCUGGGAAACAGCCCAACCCCAAGAGCAAGAGAUGUGCCCUUCCCGUGCAUUAAGCAGUAAAAAGUGUGAGCAGUACACUGACUGCUACAGCUGCACAGUCGACACCAGUGGCUGCCAGUGGUGCUCUGAGCACUGUGUUUCCAUCCACAACAACUGCACUGCUUCAUCAGGUGGAGUAAUGGAGUACACGGCGUGUCCUAAAGGUUUCCACUCAUAUGUGUGUAAUAAGAAGACGAGCUGUAAGAGCUGUGCUUCUGACCAGAACUGCCAGUGGGAUGCCAGGACCCAGGAGUGCAUCGCUUUGCCUGAUACUAUCUGUGGGGAUGGUUGGCACCUGGUGGGAAACCUGUGUAUGAAGCUGCUAACAGCGAAGGACUCGUAUGACAACGCUAAUCUGGCCUGUCGCAAUCACAACGCCGUUCUGGCCUCUCUUACUACUCAGAAAAAAGUGCAGUUCGUUCUCAAAGAGCUACGAAGUCGGUCUACACAGGUGAGUAAACCCAAAUCGAUUGUGACUCCAUGGGUGGGUCUGAGGAAGAUGAACGUGUCAUACUGGCUCUGGGAUGACAUGUCUCCUUUCACUAACACCACGCUGCAGUGGCUCCCCGGUGAACCCAGUGAUGCUGGUUUUUGCGGUUAUCUGGCAGAACCAAGUGCUAGUGGACUUAAGGCAGCGCCUUGUAUAAAUUCUGUCAAUGGCAGCCUGUGUGAACGAUCAGCUAACCACAGUGUGAAGCAGUGCCGGACCCCCUGUGCUCUGCGUUCCUCCUGCAGCGAGUGUACUAGUGGGGGUGCUGAGUGCAUGUGGUGCACUAAUAUGAGACAGUGUGUUGACUCCAACGCCUACGUGGCCUCUUUCCCCUUCGGCCAGUGUUUGGAAUGGUACACUAUGAACAUCUGCCCACCGGAGAACUGCUCUGGCUAUAGAACUUGCUCUCAGUGUCUGGACCAGCCAAGCUGUGGUUGGUGCACCGACCCUAGCAAUACUGGAAAGGGGCAGUGCAUGGAGGGCUCAUACCGUGGACCAAUCCAGACCCUCCUGCAUGCUCCUUCAUCAUCAAGACCCACCCUUAUACCUGCUCCCCAAGCGAUACUGAAUGUGAGCUUCUGUCCCCAUGAGAACAAGUACAACUGGUCUUUUAUUCAGUGCCCAGCGUGCCAGUGUAAUGGCCACAGUGCCUGUGUGAACGAGAGCGUGUGUGAGAGAUGUGAGGAUCUCACCACCGGCAAGCACUGCGAGAGCUGCAUAUCUGGUUACUAUGGAGACCCCACAAAUGGAGGCAGCUGUCAGCCCUGCAAGUGUAACGGCCAUGCCAGCAUGUGUAAUUCAAACAACGGCAAGUGUUUCUGCACCACCAAGGGCAUUAAAGGAGACCGCUGCCAUCUGUGUGAAGUGGAGAAUCGUUACCAGGGCAACCCUCUCAAAGGAACGUGUUAUUACACUCUGCUGAUAGACUACCAGUUCACUUUCAGCCUGUCUCAGGAGGAUGAUCGCUACUACACCGCCAUUAACUUCGUAGCAACACCAGAUGAGCAAAAUCGAGACCUGGACAUGGUUAUUAAUGCCUCCAAGAAUUUCAACCUCAACAUUACUUGGGCCUCCAGCUUUGCAGCUGGUACGCAGUCUGAAGAAGAGAUCCAUAUUGUCUCCUGUAGCAACAUCAAGGAAUUUAAAGACAGUUUCUCCAAUGAGAAAUUUGAUUUCCGUAGCAACUCUAAUGUCACCUUCUUCGUUUACGUCACCAACUUCACCUGGCCAAUGAAAAUACAAAUUGCAUUUUCCCAGCAGAGUAACUUCAUGGAUCUAGUGCAGUUCUUUGUCACAUUUUUCAGCUGUUUUCUGUCUCUACUGCUUGUGGCGGCGGUCGUGUGGAAGAUCAAGCAAAGCUGUUGGGCAUCACGACGGCGAGAGCAACUCCUUCGAGAGAUGCAGCAGAUGGCCAGUCGGCCGUUCGCCACCAUCAAUGUUGCCUUGGAGACGGACGAGGAGCCGCCCGAUCUGAUUGGUGGGAGCGUGAAGGCGGUGCCAAAGCCUAUAGCUUUGGAACCUUGUUUUGGGAAUAAAGCAGCAGUGCUGUCCAUUUUCAUCAGAUUACCCAGAGGCCCUGAUGGUGUCCCAACUCCAGGACAGUCAGGUCUGGCAGUAGCAAGUGCGCUGGUGGAUGUGUCUCAACAGAUGUGUGUGGGCUAUAAGGAGAAAACAGGAGGGCUGCGUAACCGCAAACAGCAGCCAGUAGCACAGCCUGCUACAUGCAUCUGACCUUUACCUUAAGCAUUGACCUCCUCCAGGACUAAGCCACAGACUAACGCGUCACACAUGAUGGAGGUCACUAAAUUAGAAAAAAUGCAGUCUGUUUGGAGAACUGAGACUCUCCAAGCUAAUUGAAUGUAUUCAAGUGGAGAGGAGGGACAUAUGGACAACAAUGAAGAGAGGGAGAUGAAGCCCUUUCACAAUUGUAACUGACUGCAGAUAGACUUCUCUCCACAUUUAUGUGAUAUUUAACUUAUUAUUGUUCCUGUUUUAGUCCCUUUUUUAUGCUCAGGAUGAGAUUCUCUUAUGCUGCUGCAGCAUGGUUUCUGUGGCAAUAUACUGCCUGCACACAUAUAGUUUCAAUCAAAAUUAUUCAACCACUAUUACAAAUGUAUUAGGUUAUUAUUAAUAAUGUUAACUUUACAACCUUUUAGCUGUUUGCAAUUAACCAAUAGACAAGAACAAUUUAAGUAGCUCAACACAAUAAAUAUAAUACAUAGUCUCUCCAAAUUCAUAACAAAAUGCCACUUUUAAUGAUGUACUGCAGUUUCUAAAUUGUUCAACUCCUUCAUGACUAGAGUCUUUAGUACUUAGUAAUUGUUUGUGCAAGGCAUUUAUUUCUUCUUUUAACAUGGAUCAGUGCAUCUUGAGGUAUCCCCAUAAGCGCAAAAACAAAUGAUACGUACGUCCAAGUGUCUGGUUUGGAGAAAAAAAAGUAUCUUAUGCAUUUCAACUAAUCUGUGGCUCAUGCGUGAAUUAACACUGGUUUUGUGGAGACACCUUAGGGUUAGGGUUAGGGUUAGGGUUAGAGCAGUGUCCAAAGCACUUCCGGAAAUCAGAUUUGGGCCUGGAAACCUCUGGCCUCAGCUCACGAAAGCAAAAGAUGCCAUGAUGCUCCAUGCAUAGAAAAACCAAGUAUAUCUGCUUGCAGUGUCUUGUGCGUUUGUGGCCUGGCUGCUUUAUCAUAAAUAGAAUUACAAGUAAUACAAAUCAGUAAAAUUGGGACUAUGUUUUUACAGGGCAGUGGACUGUUUUUUUUCAUAGCCAGUCCAGUACAUGCUAAUACAUGAUAGAAUUUUUUAAUGAUGUACAACAAAUUCUAUUUUACUUUAUUUAUUACAAUAAAAAAGUAUUGAUUUAUUAAUUGGGCUGUUAAUGAAAUGUCACUCUCAGUGAAACUCAGAUGCAUGCUGUCCACCUAAGUGGAUACAUGAAUAACUCUUAACUGAUUAAAUUUGAUAAAUAAUUUAAUAAUUUCAUCAGCCUAAAAGGAAAAAUAAACCAUUUAGGGAAAAAAAAACUUGAUUCAAGUUGUUAUAAUUCAUGCAUAAAGGGUUAAAAUGGCAUUUUAGUUGAAUUGGAUAAACCACUUGUUAUAUUAGUUGUUGAACUAUUUAAAUUGUUCUUGUUUGAUUGGUUUAUGGCAAACAAAAUAAAUGUUUGUAUGUCUUUUCUUAAUAAACCUAAUUUGCAAUGGGGGUUGAAUAAGUUUGAUUACACCUAUUCAAACGCUUACCCACAAACAUUAAGUAUACCAUUCAAAAACAAUUAAGCCUGGUUUAUGCUUCAUUAAAAGUGCUUCAGAGAGCCACCAGUGGUUAUGGUUUAUCAAAACAAGAUGAGGCACCUAGCUGUUUGUCAAACAAUGAGGCAGGUUGAAAUAGGCAGUGGAAAAUGUGGGACAAGCAAGGACAGUAGUUGACAGUUUAGUUCCCCAAAAAAAGUCUGUAAUCAAAAAUGCUGUGCUGAUCCAAAUGAGAAAAGUACUUAUCACAACAAAAUGUGGCUUGGUAAUUGAGGCAGCUUCAGUCUGUAGAGAGAGUUCUACCCAUAAUUAAAAAAUGUGUUAAAUAUAUUCACAGCGUUUUCAUGGUCUGUGGAGUUUACCCUUUCUUCCUGUGUGGUGAUGGGUCCCCUCUGGGUGCUCCAAUUUCCUCCCAGCUUCCGAAACAUGACUGAGUAAAUGGAUGAGUGUGUAAUGCCCCUGAAGACCCAAGGUUUUUAGUUUAGUUUUUAAUAAUAGCUGCUUGGGGAAAGCUAUUGUAAAAGUUGGCUGAAUUCUGCUGAAAUCAAGCAUAGACUGUCUAACUGUUCAAAUAAAUUAGGUUAUUGGGUGUGAUAAAUUAUGGAAUUGGAUUUUGUGUCUGAUAAGGUUCUCUGCAAGGUAUACAUGUACUGUACUAUAUAUACAUAUAGUGCAAAAGUGACACUGUGGGACACCAGUGAACCGAUUUUCAUUUUUAACUUGUUUGUUUUUAAAAGGGGGUCUGCAGAUUUGAAUGAUUAUUGGAUUUUAGUAAAGGAGAAAAACUUCUGAAAUGAUUUACAUUCAAUGUGACCUAUAAUUUGUACUAUUCAAGUGAAAAACAAAUUGAAAUCUUUUAUAGCAAAAAUAAAAUGUUUAUAACAGCAUUUAGUCUUUUUGGGUAGCAUGGCACAUCUUGAUUUGCCUGUCUUUGCCCACUCUUCCUUGCAAAAGCGCUCCAAAUCUGUCAGAUUGUUAGGGCAGCUUCUGUGCACAGCCCUCUUCAGGUCAUCCCACAGCUUUUACAUUAGAUUCAGGUCUGGACUCUAAAGCUGGCUGGGCCAUUCCAAAACUUUAAUCUUCCUCUGGUGAAGCUAUUCCUUUGUUGUUGAAGAGGUAUGCUUUGGGUUAGAACUGGUCAUAGUUCCCUCAACCUUGACUAAUGCCAGGUCCAGCUAAAGAAAAACAGACCCAAAACACAAUGCUGCCACCACCAUGCUUUACAGUGGGUAUGGUGUUCUUCUGGUGAUGUGCAGUGUUUGUAUUUGCGCCAAACAUAACUUUUGGUAUUCGUCUCAUCAUUUUCUCACAUGUGUUUUGGAGACCUGAUAUAGGUUUUUACAAAAUAUAGCUGGGUUUAAGGGUUUGUCUGGCCGCUUUACCCCACAGCCCAGACAUAUAAAAAGUACACAACCAGUACUUGCUAGAAAUUCCUGCAGCUCAUUUAAUGUUGCUGUAGGCCUCCAGGCAGCUUCCUGGACCAGUUUUCUUCUUGUAUUUUUAUCAUUUUUUGAUGGACAUCCAGUUUUUAGUAAUGUCACUGUUGUGCCACUUGUUGAUGGUCGUCUUCACUGUGCUCCAUGGUAUAUGUAAUGCCUUGGAAAUAUUUUGUACCCAUCAUCUGACUGAUAAUUUCCAACAGAGAUACGUUUGAUACUUUGUAAGUUCUUUGCAGACCAUGACUUUUGCUUUUAGAUGCAACAAGGGACAUUUCAGGAAAAUCUUACUAGAACAGCUGAACUUUAAUUGGGUUUAAUCAGACUCACUUUAAUUGAUGGCAGAUGUCACUAAUUACUAUUUGACAUCAGUUUAAAUGUGAUCGGUUAAUUCUGAACACAGCCACAGUCCGAAAUUAUAAGAGGGCAAGCACACUUGCAACACAUUGUUUUAGGUGUUUAUAUAUAUAUAUUAGGUUUUAAUAUAUAUGUAUAUAGUUAAUAUAAAUGGUUUCAGUUUGUUUUUACUGGAAUUGCACAAAUUACAGGUCACAUUAAAGGUGGAAAUCUUAAACGAUUUAUCUUGGUCAGAUUUUUUUAAAAGUGGUGCAUAGACUUUUUAAAUCUACAGUUUUCCUACAUAUUCCAUCUUGCGCACAUGUGUACACACACACAAUUAAGAUACUGUUGAGAGGCUGGUGGGUAAUCUGUGUCCCUUUAAUCAUGGCUUUAAUUUCAGCAGGUGUUUUUAAUGUUUGCAGUAGUUCAGUAUGCUUUGUGUGACCCUUAGUAUGACUACACUUAAUUACAGGUAAUUUUAUAGAAAUAUGCCGAUUUAUUUUCCCUCAUUUCAGUCCCCUUUCUAUCAUGGUUCAGUGUUCUGUUUGCUGUUAAAGUAUUUUAUCAGUUUUAGAAGUUUAUCUUCCUCUUUUAUUUUUCAUGUCUUUCUUUGGCUUUGUCUGCUUCAACCACUCAUUGCGCAUCUCCUUAGAGAAUACAGAGUACAGUAACAGGGAAAUAAAAAAAACAAUAAGGCAAAGGGCUCAGGAUUACAUCUAAGUAGCAGCUUUUAUGGGAUUUUCAAAAUGUCAGAUGCUGUUUUAGACCAUGCUCAUUUCCUCAACACAUAAAUACAGUGGUAGACUACUUGCAAUUAAAUUUGAAGUGUGUAUGUGUGUGUGCAUGUGUGAUUUCUGGAUAUUGUGGUUAUUUAAGCUAAAGAGCAGUUGAUGUAAAAGGUCGGAUGAGAAAUGAACAAUUUAGACAUUUUGAAAUCUAUAGCAGUUGGAUUUAGCUUUUUCUUAGUUCAUGCCUUUAGAAUGUCUAUGAUUUUUUGUGAUAUUACAUACACACCCCGCAUGCUUUAACAUCCCUUUAUAAGGUCGCAUUUGUUUUUGUAAAAUAAUUCAUAGCUUUCUCUCAAACUCCUACUUUCAUUACAUUUCAGUACAGCUAACUUAAACACUAAAGCUGUUUGUUUGUGUUCUUUGAUUGAACUGUCUUUGUAGCUAUUACCAAUUGCAUUUCUUCUAUCUUGCACUAUAGUGCAUUCUGUAUAUAAAGAAUAGUGACGGGUAUUCAGAGCUUUUAAGACUGAAAUUGAGCAGGUCUUAUGUGUCAGCGAUUGCCGGCUUGCCAAUUUUUUGCAGUAGAUGAGCCAUGAUUGAGGUGACACAGGCCCUUCACAAACACUGCAUAUAUAACCAAACAAAUAUAUAUUUAUUUAUUGAUUAUUAUUAUUAAAUAGAUGGUAUCUUAGGGUGUCAGACCCAAUUGACUCACAUGGUCAUGUGUGAAAGACGUUUUCAAUCCCAGUGGUUCCCCGUACAAAUCUUUGGUCCAAACUUAAAAAUUGCUGCUGACUAUGGUGUAUGUGUGUAAGCAUAUGUGCAUGAUCGUUCAAUUUCAGAGACCAGACAUUAAAAACACUAGGGGGGGUAUUACCUAGUGGAUAGAGUGGAUGGAGACCAGAAUCAGUAUCAAUCAGUACAAACUUCAGUAUUUGAAAUAGGGUUGAAUGUGCCUGUCGAGGAAAAUACAAAUAUCCAGUGUUUCAGUUUCUUUCUUUCCUGUACACAUCAUCACACAGCCUAUUUGCACCAUCUGCUUUCUGUACACUGAUGACUGUAUAAUACUGGGAUCUGUAUUUCAAUGUGUAUAAUGUAGCAGCAGUUGCACUCUUGUUUUUGUAACAUAAUGAUGGACAGUAAUGUGAAUGCUCUUUCUCUUGAAUGAUUUGCUUGGCAGGCAAAGUAUCCCACAGAUUUUAAAGUGGGAGCACCCUGCAGCUUCUUUUUGUAUUUAAGAUGGUGAAUGUCACCAUAAAUAGACCUUAAAUUAAGCACAAAUGAGAUGUGUAAAAAGCAAAACAGAACUUGGUUAUUAUAACUGAAGUUAUUAUACAUGUAUAUAAAGAAUGGUCUAAAACAUUUUGUCUAUAAUAAAUGUUGAAAUUAAA